AUGGAAGGUUUGGCACGAGAUGAUAGCAUAAUUGAUAUUGCAGCUGUCGAAAAUGGUUUGAGAUCUUCCAUGAGAAAUGGUGAUACUGCUGCACUGCCUGUCGAGAGUAGCAAGGAAUCUUCUAUGGACAAUGUUGAUGUUGCAGCUGUCGAAACUGACUUGAGAUUUUGCAUGGACAACAUUGAGUCUGGGAACUCUCUUUUGUCAACCAAGUGUUGCAUCUUUGUGACCCCCAAAUUACUCUUCAGAAAUAACGAAAAAGCUUUUCUCCCCACAGCAUUCUCAUUCGGAACAUUGCACCAUGGCAAACCAGACUUGGCCGACACACAGAAAAUCAAACUGAAGUAUGCGCGAGACCUCAUCAGUCGAGUCUCUUCAUGGAAUGACACGAUUUUGAAUGACUUGGUCAAGGAGGUUGCAAGUCUUGAGGAAGAAGUUCGACAAAGUUACUCAGUACCUGUGAAGUUCAGUAAAGAUGAGUUUGUUAAAGUUUUGUUAGUCGAUGGUUGCUUUAUCAUUGAGCUCUUCCGUAAAAGUGGAGCUGACAUACCAAUAUUGCAAGAUGAUCCGAUACACGGUAGGGCUUGUAUGCUUGAGGUAGUAGGCUGUGACAUAUUUUUGUUGGAAAAUCAAAUACCUUGGGUGGUGCUCGAUCGUUUGUUUAGCAAGACCACUCUUCCUAAUGGGAAGCAAUCUCUGAUUGAAUUAGCUCUCAGUAGCUUUGAAUUCUUGGGGAUAGGAGCACUGGAAAUGGAAACAAGUUUGAUUCCAACUACUUUGGCCCAAAGCAAACAUAUACUUGAGUUGUUAAGAAAUCUGCUAGUUGGAUCGACUAUGCCUGAGGGUGGGGAGCUAGAUGCAACCUCAUGGGAACUAAUUCCCAGCGCCUCAAGUCUGAUAGAAGCUGGAGUGAAGUUCAAAAAGGGUAAUCCAUCUAAUGGCAUAUUGGAUAUCAAGUUCAGUGAUGGGGUACUUGAAAUACCGACUUUGGUUAUACAUGAGGCAACAGAAGCUUUAUUCAGAAAUUUAAUCAGCUUUGAACAGUGUUACCAUUGGUGUGAUUCUAGGAUCACUUCUUAUGCCAUGCUCCUAGAUAUACUCAUCAACACUCCGAAAGACAUGGAUAUACUAUGUAAAAAUGGUAUUAUUCAGAAUUGGUUGAAUCCAGAAGAGGCGACCGAGAUCUUCAACAACCUUUACAAUAAUACAAAUGUCGACACUUUCUACUAUCUCGAGCUUUGUCAGGAAGUGAACAAGUAUUGCAGACGUCGCUGGCCGAGAUGGAGAGCAACAUACGUGCGAAAUCAUUUCAGCAGUCCAUGGGCAAUUGCUUCCCAAGCAUUUGCAGCUGUCAUAUUUGUACUCGCCUUACUGCAAACAGUGUUUGGCAUCAAGAAGUAG
Fragaria vesca subsp. vesca is the source of this 1401-nucleotide messenger RNA. RefSeq names its product UPF0481 protein At3g47200-like. NCBI's taxonomy places the organism in Eukaryota, Viridiplantae, Streptophyta, Magnoliopsida, Rosales, Rosaceae. The record is from RefSeq and is a predicted model, not a curated record. The transcript has a single exon. Bases 1 to 1401 code for a protein of 466 amino acids.